AAUCGAUUGUUGUAGUAGUUGGUACUGUAUAGAUGUUGCAGUUUUGUGUGUGUUUUUGGAUAAUUUAUUUAGAAAGUGACAAGAGUAAUUCUGCACACAUUUCAGUCAGAUACGAGUCACAGUUACGGUCGAAGCUCAUCACCACACGUUUUCGGUCUACUUCAAUGAAACGUCACAAAAACAGCCGCUAAUAACUACAAAUCGCAAACUAUUAGGAAGGAAAAUACCUUCAGUUUAAAAAUCGGAUAGUUGUACUACAGUUAAAAUGGUCAACUACUUUAUUUACGCAAAAGAUUAUUCAGGUUCAACCGAAUAUGACGACCAUUACCACACCAACGGAUUGAAAACUCUAGCACAAUUUAAAACUGACGUAGAAGAAAUAAAAACUGAACUAGCAAAAUCUGAGGACCCUCCGAUAGAAUCAAGAAUUAUUUACUUGCAUUGGGGACAUAUAUGUGAAGAAGUCGACGAAGAGACAACUAGAACAGCAUAUCUACAACGUCAAGGCGAUGGAAGGAACACACUUCCUGAAAGGAUAAUUGAAUGGUUAAAACUAAACUAUGACAUUUGUAGUGAAAAAGGUGUAAUUAAGCUGUUGUACAUAAUCACUGAUGGUAGGAUUUAUGAAAAUAGUGUAGAGGAAUGUUUCAGAUCCAACAGUAAUAUGUAUUAUGAAAAGGUCGUUUUUCAUGCAUUUAAUCAAGACCAAAAUGAAAUAGACAUUUCAGUAGCAUCAUCAUUCUUCAAAAGCCAAUGCAUGGUUUACUGCAAUAACGAACUUUACGACGACACUGAUAUUUCCGAAGAGUUUGACUAUGACAAAAUUAAUAUUGAGAACUUUGCUUCUGAAAAGGAUAAUUUGAAGUCUUAUAUUAAACUUAAGUUUUUGAAGAAAAUCAAAAACGAUGCUCGCGCCUUAAAAGAAAUCGAUAACCUCAAGAAACUACGAGCUCGACUAUUUGAUGAAUUGUCAUGUAAAACAGAAGUUGACUUGGCCACAAAGGAUAGAAAAGAGUUCAUAAGUGAAUUUGUUCGCACGGAUUGGUACCAGAAUCUUACUUCAGCCGAUGGGAUGGGGAAUGGGAAGGUUGACAUUGAGAAAGCUAUCACAACUAUGAUCAAUUAUCUUGUUUGCGAAAACAAAUCUUAUACGUUUGACGCAUUGAAGUUCAAUACAAAUUUUAAUACAUUAGUUGAAGAAGAGCCAAUCGUUGACGUAAAUUUUACAGCGGAACAAGAAAUAGCGUUCCCUGACAUCAUUUGGGAUGACGAAAAAGGAAUCCCUGUUGUAAUUCUUACCAAUAUGGAUUUGCUAGAGAAAAUUAUUUUCCAUGGACAACGCGGGAGAGACCAAAUACAGCCUGCUAGUUUUAGCAAAUUCAAAACAACUAUGGAAUGUCCGCUAUUUUUGGUGAAUGAUAAAGACAUCAGUGAGUCAAUUGGUUACUUCUACACUCUCAACGUCUACAAACAGUUUUUGGUAAACAAUAUAAGAAAUGAACCGCGAACACGAAAACCAUUUUGCGGUGGCCUUGUGCUGACAGAUACUGUUCAGUAUGACUAUUACAAUGACUAUAUUUUGUCAGCGACGUACUUUGAUUCUAAAAAGGUGAAAUUCAAUGUUGGAUUGUUUUAUUACGUGCUGUUUAAGAACUGCGAAAACAAGGAAUGGAUGGACAGAAAUGUUGUCGAACAAUUCAAGAAGUAUGCUAUGCGACGUGUCAGUGAAACAGUUUGCAAAAUUGGGCUCUCUUCUUUGCCACUAGAUCCUCAAGAAAACACUUCGCUACUUACUGCAUUGUGGUACUGUGUUGAUUUGUCUUCAUGCAUAUUCAAAGAUGAUCCCAAAAAUUUCACCCACGAACGAAUGAGGAUGUUCUACGGCGUAUCGCAUUGCAUGAUUGAAAUUUUGAAAUACUUUGAAUAUGAUCUAGACAUAGAGUCUAUUGAAAAACGUAGAGAACUAAUAAGUCAUGUGAUGACUUUGAAGAGAAUUGAUAAAUCUAGUGAUAAAGUUUACUAUUUGUUGAAAAAAAUCUUCAAAACGGAAGACGACUUCCUGGUUAGCGAAAUUGAAAAGCCAUUCAAUCUGUACAAGCUCAAUUAUUUGAAAUUGAACCACAAAAAUAUAUUGAACGAUAAUGUAAUUAAUGAAAAGGUUCAUUUGAAUGACUACGUUCAUUUGAUGCAUGUAGAAUAUUUCGAGAACGAUGAAGUUCCCUUUGAAAUUUCUAAAAAGACAUUCCGUCCCUUAUUUGCUAUAGAUAAAAACAAGUCAUUUUACACAGAAAUGUUUAAGAACACGAAAAAAGUAGUCAUUAGCAAUGAUGAUGACCAAGAUAAACUUAAAUUAUCCUUUGAGCCGAUCGAUUCGCUUGAUUUUCAUAGAGUAUUGUCUCUUUACAAUCUGUUUAUCCACUGCGUGAUAGAUCUAGAGAAAUAUCCCACCUUAGCUGAAUAUGUUGACUAUGUUUGCAGGAAGAAAAAGUUUUACGGAAAUUCGGUUACUAUUUUUCCGCCCAAGGUAUUCUUAGAUAUUAAAGAUGUGUAUGACCGAUAUCAAAAUAUUGUGACCAAUGUCGAGGUCAACAAAUUUAUUAAUGUAUGCAAAAGUUAUGUCAGUCGAAUUGAUCGAAUUAAAGCUGAAGAUAAAGUGAUAUUUGAUAGUGACGAUAAAAUUAAAGAAUUCAUUUCUUGCCAAGAGAAAAGAGUAAAUUUAGAAAAAAAUACGUAAUCUCAAAAUGAACUUUAGGAUGAAUGUUAAUUUGUUCGUGCUAAGAAUGAUUGAAAUAUUUUAAUAUACUUUCUUACCAAAUUGUAAAAUUCAAUGUACAGUUUUAAUAUUCUAAAUAAUUGUAAAUAUAUGUAAUUCUAUGUAUUAGUAAGCACGCGAAUAUUAAUUUUAGACUAAAUACCUAAAAUGUAUAUUGUGAAUCAUAAGAAAUGAGUAUUUUAAAAAGAUUGGGUUGAUUGUUAUUUAAAAGUUUGUUAACAAUAUUAGUGUUGUGUAAUUACCUGUGUCUAUAUUUUUGUAGUGUUAUUUUACGAGUAGUUUUAAUGAAUUUUCCUAUAUUUGUGCCAAUGUAAUUAGUAUCUAAUUUCAAUUACAUAUAAUAUUAUAAAAUUUUGUAAACAAUUUAUUCCAAAUAAUAUUGUAAUAAUCAUAAUCUCGUGAACUUAGUUUUAAUAAACAAUCAAUUUUUGACCAUCA
Messenger RNA from Bicyclus anynana (squinting bush brown), 3211 nucleotides. RefSeq lists its product as uncharacterized. Bases 266 to 2734 code for a protein of 822 amino acids. The record is from RefSeq and is a predicted model, not a curated record. Lineage: Eukaryota; Metazoa; Arthropoda; Insecta; Lepidoptera; Nymphalidae. The transcript is spliced from 2 exons.